Molecule: messenger RNA, 1350 nt
Organism: Mizuhopecten yessoensis (Yesso scallop)
Lineage: Eukaryota; Metazoa; Mollusca; Bivalvia; Pectinida; Pectinidae
Product: ribosome biogenesis protein TSR3 homolog
Exons: 7
Coding region: 179-1204 (341 amino acids)
Biological process (GO): maturation of SSU-rRNA
Molecular function (GO): rRNA small subunit aminocarboxypropyltransferase activity
Source: RefSeq, a predicted model, not a curated record
UACAUUAAUGGUUGCCCCCAUAAGCGGACACGCUUACAAUGUCCUGACUGUCAAGUAUACGUAUUUCACGGGAUGUUGCAUAAGUAUAGUGAAACGUAACACCUGUCAGGACUAAAGAGGUUAUGGUUCCUAUGCUGUCUUGAAGACACUAGGUGGUUUAGGAGUUCUGAAGGGUGACAUGGCUCACCAGAAAAAAACACAGCACAGAGGAAAAGGCAAAGCUUUGUACAAACAUGACCGUUCAAGACAGAGACAGAAAAAGAUGGAGGACCCCGAGUUCCUGGCGGAUAUGUCGCAGGCUUUGGAAGAAGCUGAAGACGGUAAAUUCCCCUUCAGCCUUUCCAUGUGGGACUUAGAACAAUGUGAUCCAAAAAAGUGUAGUGGUCGGAAACUUGGUCGUCUGGGAUAUGUUAAAACACUAAGUCUUAAACAAAAAUUUAAUGGCUUAAUUCUGUCACCGAUGGGAAAGAAGUGUGUCUCUGCAGAAGACAGAAAUAUCAUUGGGAGUUACGGGCUGGCAGUCGUUGACUGCUCCUGGGCAAAGCUUGAAGAAACGCCUUUUGAUAAAAUGAAGGGAGGAUACCCGCGCCUAUUACCGUACCUCAUCGCGACUAACCCUAUCAACUACGGCAAGCCAUGUACACUGUCGUGUGUGGAGGCCUACGCAGCAGCUCUGUAUAUCACAGGUUUUAAGGAAUUAGGUGAGGUGUUGCUUGGAAAGUUUAAGUGGGGCGGCUCUUUCUACAAAGUGAACGAGGAAGUGCUGUCUUUAUAUGCCGCAUGUAAAGAUGGCGCCGCAGUAGUGCUCGCCCAGCAGGAUUAUUUGGACCGGAUACAAGAAGAGCGAACCUCACAACACAAUAUAGAUAUGACAGACUUAGAUAUGGACUUAGACGGAUACAAUCCAAACCGCCCCCUUCACCAGUGGCCCAGUGACAGCUCGGAGGAGGAGGAAGGUGAGGAGGAGGAGGAGGAGGAGGAGGAGGAGGAGGACAAUGACGAAGAGGAGGAGGAAAAAACCGAAGAAAACAAAGAAGAAAAUAAUAAAAUUGAAAACCUAAGUGAUGCUGAUGUUGAUGAUAGAGACAGUAACCCAGAUACUGAGGUUGUCCGUUCCCUACAGAAAGAUGAGAAACCAGAAAGUACCACAGAGGAAAAAUGUGAAAGUGCUUGUGACUUACAAAGUAUAGAUCAGAAAGUUUAAAAUGUGAAUGUGCCUUUAGUGUCUGAAAAUAUAUACAGAUGUGUUCAAUAUUGAUAAUGUGUCGGACAAAAUGUCUGUGCAUCUUGAAUACAACAGCAGUAUAAGUGUAUUUUGCUGAAAACAUUAUUAAAUGCAUGUAAAAGUCA